Molecule: messenger RNA, 6414 nt
Organism: Symbiodinium sp. CCMP2592
Lineage: Eukaryota; Dinophyceae; Suessiales; Symbiodiniaceae
Source: the annotation of a GenBank genome assembly
AUGUUGAACUCAGCCGAUCAUUGGGACCCUCUAUGGGUUCCGCCUGCGCCUACGAGUGAGCAUGUCUGGGUCCUCGCUCCCACUGCUGCAUUUUCUUUCGCAAUCACACCAGCCCGUCGGGGUCAGCUACGCCGCGACUUGUCUGCUGCCGGUGCCGCUGGUGUGGGCGAGACUGCUCUCAUCCUGUGCCCGUCAGAGCCCCUGGCUCCGGCCUAUACACAUCAAGGGGCAAUCCAGGACCAUGUUUUUGCCGUCCUGGAUCCCGACCAGCCCGCUGGUUCAAGCCAUGACCUCAGGACUUUCUGUUUUGUCGAUGCAAGGCCCCUGCUCCUCCGCGUUGAAUGCCUCCUUGUCGAUGAUGGCAGUCUGCCGGGUGCAAGACUCCACGAACAGUAUGCCGGCAGAUGUCCACCGGGAUUUGUGCUCUGUUAUUUUGAGCAGGAUGGCUUUGUCCACCCAGUUGAUCGGGAUGUUAGGGUUGCAGACCUAGACGUCCUAGUCCUCACAUUCCUCCCAGCACAUUUCAUCCCACAUUCGCAAGGAGAUAAUGGCCCCCCGGACCAGGAUGAUGGCCAGUCUCCUCAUGGGGAUGAUGGGUCUGAAGAGCCCCACGAGGAUGGGGAUUCAACUGUUGCGUCGCAACGGUCUGCCUCGAUUGGCACGUCGAUUGGGAAUGAUGCCGGCACCGGUGGCUCUCGACGCCCUGGCUCCCAGCCGACCACGACCAGCGAUGCUCUUAACCUAUCACGGAGUGCUCUGCUCCGCUCACACGGGGUCGCUGCUGUUCAACUUGGUGGCACAGACAACACUGUCGUUUCCUGUGCACGCAACCCACAGCGUCUCCCUGGGCGUACGGGAACCCGUCCGGACGAUGACUUCCACAACCUUAUCCAGGAACUUUCCCUUGACAAGGAUUCGACCUGGCACACUCUGCUCGAGUGUAGCAGACUUGAAAGUGAAGAUCGUCCGCUCUUCCUUGCAUGGACAUUGCUUGAAGCUCUGCUAGAGCACCAGCCAGCGGGCGACUCGCUUGGUGCGGGUGACACUGGGGUGGCAGAGUUCAGCCGACAUGCCCCCAGCCACCACGAUGUUGACCGAAGCCUCAUUCAGGUUCAGAGUCAGGGAGGGGCGGCAGGCAGGGACCUCCGUGCACCCAGGCCGAUUAAUCUCGCAGAGCACCUCCCGCAGUGUCCCACGUUUGACCUCUCAACAGUUUCCGUUGACAUAGGUGCAAGUCUUGAUCAGAGCUCGGGGAUCUCCACCCCGCAGCCAGAGACUUUCUCAGCCACUGCUCUUUCGUUGACAGAGAGACGUGGCCUGCUGUAUCUAGCAACCUCGGGCAUGUUGACAUUCGAUGGGGUUGGCAGCUCCUGGGCCUUCGUCGCUUUUGGUUGGUCAGAGGCUGUGUGCUACUUUCUAGGAUGGCAAGCCGGAGUUGUCCAAACCUCAUCUCACUCCCCAGAUUCCAUCGGAGCCAGCGAGCACAAUGCCCUUGCAGGGGAAUAUUCUGCGCUGAUCUGGGCGCUUUACUGGGGCCACUGGGGGACCCAGAUCUGCACCCUCCCCUCACUGGCAUAUCAUGCCGACUGCCUCUCAGCUCUACAGCAGGCCAAUGGCAAUUGGGGCAGCCAAUCUGGAGAUCCGCUCAUGAUAGCCGCUCGGGCUCUACUUCAGCUACUCUGUGCCGUUCAGCCUGCAUUCAAGGGUACUAUCGGACAUGUCCACUCCCAUCAAGGCCAACCAGGCAACGAACUUGCUGACUCAGUUGCCAAGUUUGCGGUCAGGACAGCACACAAGGCCACCCUAACGGACCAAGCGGCUGGACUCGCUCAGGCCAUCCGCGACGGCUCAGCCCAAUGGUGGUGGUUGAUCUGCACUGGAACGGCAGCACCACAUGCAUGGCCUCAGAUCUGUGGCCCAUGCCUCUCAGACCACAGCCGCCUUUCCGAUACCUUACCUCCGUCUGAUCGGGAGGCUCAAACAUGGUUCGGCUACGCUCCGGGAAAAGCACACAAGCAAGACCAGGCUAGGCUGCUCCGACUUAGGAUCCUCACUGUCAACGUUCAGACACUCAAUGAUCCGACUGUUACCGGAGACGACAGCCGAUCCUUUAAGGGCAAGGCGGGCUUCCUGAGGGAACAGCUCGAUACCCUACAAAUCCACGUGACAGCUCUACAAGAGACGCGGGCGCUGGCCAACGACACAAUCACCUCGCAGUCUCACAUCCGUUUCUGCUCGGGCAGAGCCCCGAAUGGAUGCUUGGGGGUUGAGCUUUGGUUUAGUCGGGUCCUCCCCUUCCUGGGCGAUAAGGGUUCUAGGAUGUACUUCCAACCGGGGGACUUCAUUGUCGUUUUCGCCGACCCGCGAACACUGGUUGUGCGCUUUGCACGGGGCGGGGUGAAGGUCCUCUUCGUUUGUGUUCAUGGGCCUACCACUUGUGAUCAACAGCGCGACUCAUGGUGGGCUCAGCUCCAUGAACGCCUACAUCGGUUCAGUGAGGCACAUGAGGUUGUCCUCCUUGGGGAUUACAAUACCCACUUCUCCACUUCCAUCCCUGGACGUGUCGGAGCACUGGUUCUCCCCGGGUCAGGUUCGGUUCCUAUCGGCCUCCAGCGGAUCCUUCAGUCACACGACAUUUGGCUGCCUGCCACGUUUCCAGACAUUCACCAGGGGCCUUCUCUUACCUGGGUUGCCCCCUCGGGCACAUCGGGUUCCAGAAUCGACUUCGUUGGCAUUCCCUGUACAUGGAUUGCAGGCCCGCAGUCAUCGUGCGUACAGACUGGCUUGGACUGGGGACAGGGACAUACCGACCAUUACGCGGCACAGGUCGAAGGAAGCCAUGUCCACUCCUGGACAGCCAAUGUGCAUCGACAUGGGGCCGUCCUCGAGGACUACCUCAAUGGGGAGUUGGCUGCGGCCUUCCCCAACAAGCGGGGUCCAUGCCGGUCCUCCCACUUCAGUGAACACACCUGGAACCUACGUCAGAGGAGGGUGUGGCUGCGGCGUCAGAUCCUGCGUUGCCGCGAGGGUCUCGCUCCGCCAGCUGUGCGUGCACCAUUUGUGGCAUGGAGACGCAGAUGCCGACUUUCCACAGCCGAAUUUUCCGACAUCCUCCUUGCCACGGGCCGACACCGCCGGCUUUUGGGGUUUGCGGCCGAGUUGCGCCAAACCCGCAAACUACUCCGUCAGGCGGUCCGCCAUGACGUACAGCACCGCAUCACCACUGUUGCGGCGGAGGCUGAACACUGCGCCACCGCUGAGGCUGUUAGGCGUCUUAAGCCCAUCCUCGGUCCUCCUAAGCGAAAGGCAAGGACCCACAAGGGCCUCCCCCUAGUGCUCAUGAGGGAUGGUAACCCCGCCACAACCGCGGAGGAGGUUGAAGACACCUGGGUCCAGCACUUUGCGGGCGCCGCAAAGUCCAACCACCGAGGGAUCGACCUGAUCCCCAUUACCAAGGAGGACCUGCCGAGCCGCAUUGAGCUCGAAACUGCACUCCGUGCAACCUCGACAGGCAGAGCUUCGGGUUUGGAUGGCAUCCCAGGUGAGGCCCUGCAUUUUGCUGUUGCGGCGGCGUCUGAGGCCUUGUAUCCGUUGCUGCUAAAGACAAGCCUGCGACUAGCUGAACCGGUGCAGUUCAAAGGAGGUAGCCUUGAGGCUGCCUGGAAAGGCAAAGGUUCGCCAGCGGGAAAGCCUUUCAUCGCCUUCUUCCCGUUGCAACUCGGGGGACUGCCCUCCUGCCCUGUGACCGCUGUCUCUCAUUCAGUCCGCCUCUUUGUCGCGGCCGCGAGGGCUCGCAAACGGUCGUUUGCAGUCUUGUUUCUGGAUUUACAGGAAGCCUUUUAUCGUGUGUGCCGUCCAUUGCUGACAGGCGAAAGCCUGAGCGAUGAGGCCAUCGCACAUGUAGCCACAACCAUCCGGCUACCGCACGGAGUUCUUCACGAACUUCACCUGCACCUCUCCGGAGGCUCUGUGUUUGAGGGGAGUGGCGCAAGCCCAUGGCUCUCCCAAGCAAUGGGUGAGGUCUUGGAGGCCACAUGGUUCCGAUUCAAGGCGGGCCCCUCCCUCGUCCAAACCGGUAUCGGCAGUCGCCCCGGCGACAACUGUGCAGACGUCAUCUUUUCCUUCCUCUUCUCCAGAGUGCUCCAGGAAUUGUCCAAAGAUAUGGCAGCUAUGGGAUGCACGACCCAACUGCCAUACCAGGACUCCAUGCGUGAUGCCAUCUUCCAGACUCCUGCCGGUCCCUCCCAGUCGAUAGAUAUUUUCGAUGCGACUUGGAUGGAUGACCUUGCAUUAAUGAUGUUGUCUGACUCAGCAGAGUCGGUUGUUACCAAAGCUGGGCAGGUUACAGGGGCACUCAUUGAUGCAUGUCUGUCCAGGGCCUUGCUACCGAACCUUGCUCGGGGGAAAACCGAGCUCAUCAUAGUCCCUUCUGGGGCUGGUUCGAAAGGGGUACGCGCCAGACUUUUCAGGGACAAAGAACCGUCCAUUGCGAUCCCCUCGAGACUUUGGACUGCUGCCAGAGUCCGUGUCGUUACUUCCUACCGGCAUUUGGGGGGAACCAUCCACUUCACUGGCGACCUUGCCAGGGAGGUUCGGUCCCGGGUUGCACUUGCACAUGACGCGUUCCAGAAAAGGAAACGUCAGAUCUUCGGAUCGCCUGCUGUUCCCAAAUCGGCCAAAGCCACUCUUUAUAACUCGCUCAUCCUCUCAGUUCUGCUUCAUGGGGCGGGAACAUGGCCCAGCCUCAGCGAGACAGCCCUCUCCUCCUUGGGCUCCGCGUAUGAGCGGAUGGCUUGCCACAUGUGUAGACCACACUGGGACUUUGAUCAGGCUCUUCACGCAGGGCGGGAUCAGGUUCUCGCCUACCUAGGCCUCCCUUCCAUCACAGUCCUCCUGCACAUCCAUCGCCUCAUACAUUUGCUGCUGUUCGUCCGUCUCAAGCUCGGCCAGCUUUGGGCUCUUGCCCACUGGGAGGGCGACUGGCUAGCAUCUGUCCGCUCUUCUUUAGAUUGGCUCUGGCGGACCGUCCGCCACUCCUCGGAGACCAGACCAUGGGAAGCGAUCUGGCCCGACUGGCUUCAUCAACUCCACACCGCACCGGGUAAAUGGAAGAGCUUACUCAAACGCGCUCAGGCUAAGGCCAUCCAUGUUGAGGCCUGGCAAGCUGCUCAUCAUAGGCACUGCGCUCUCCUCAUUCACCAGCUCCAAAGACAAGGAGCCGUCCUGUUCGGUUCCACCCUCGACCGCCAGGACAUGGUCCAUUGCUGUGCGCUGUGUCGCACCACUUUUUCCAACCGGCAAAAGUGGUCUGUGCAUGCCUUUAAGUGCCACGGCCGGCGAAUGGCCGGGCGGGGCAUCUUGCCUGGACUGCAGUGUCAGGCGUGCCUUCGCACCUACUCCAGCAAUGUCAGACUUUGCAGGCACCUUCGGUACUCCCAUCUCUGCCGUGCCAAACUCCUCUCCCUGGGACACGCCUGCGCCGCUGAACCAGGGGUAGGACACCGCAAGGAUGAUGACCGGGCCGCUGGACUAUGCCCUGUGCUGCCGGGGAGCGGUCCACUUUGUCAAUUUCCUCAGCUCCCCCCCGUCGAUCAGGAUAUGUGCCCAGUAGCGGAAGUCUGGGACUGUCUCCGGCUGAUCGACUUCGACGCCAGCGUCGAGGAUCUGUCAGAAGUUGAAUUGUGGGAGCGUCUACGUCUGUCGUUCUCAUGUGUGUGUGCUCCGACGGACCGCCUGAGAAUGACAGCACUGUCUUGGAUUGAGCUCUUGCAUGCUGAGGGUGGCCAUCCCCGACUGAUUGACUGUGCUGAGUGGAUUUGCAAUACCGACAUAGUCGAAUGGCUAGUGCCCACCCCAGCUGUCCGGCAGUCGUUGUUUCGAACCUACCGGGAUUCUGUUCAAAUCAUUGGACUUUUGGACACUUCUCCAGUCCGGCCAGGACCUCCGACACAGCUCACGGCGGCUCAUGUUGUGUUCUGGGUGCACUCUGGACUGACUUGUGCCCACUUGUCUUUGCGAGAUUGCUGCUGCGUUGAAUAUUCCCACGAUGAAUGCUUGGCCGACUUCGCCAACGGGAUUCAACCCGCCUUCUUUGAGGGCCCCUUUGACGAGGUCGCCUUUGUCAUUGACCUGACGGGGAUCCAUCUCCUCCAGGAUACACCCUGCCUGGACUUUGGCCUUUCGGCAAGCCAUGUUGAGCUCGACAGAGCCACACUUGGUGCCGACCUUCUUCGCCUCUUCUUGAGACUCCUGUUCCUUGGAGUGCCAGUUGUCCUACUUGUGCCGCCGGCGGCUGAUCUUUGUCUCCAGACCGUCUCGGCGCUUCCGGGGAUCCAGGUGCACUACCACGGAGGGCUCAAGAUACUCUCCACCAGCAGCGAUCUCUUCAGUCUUCUUUGUUUCACUUCAUCUUAA